UGCUACCAGAGAGGGAAAAUGAUAAUGAAGGAUAGGAGGCCUUGUAGCUUAUUAAGCCUAAUUAAAAGCUCGUACACAUUAUUAUUUAUUACUAGUGUUGUCCCCGCUAACACGUUUUAACAUCGCAAAACUCCGGUGACUCCCUCACAAGUUUAUACGUUUAAAUUUCAUGCAACCAAGAUCUGCUGCUCCAUUACUGCUGUAGACAGAUCGAAGCUGGUCACCGUGUCCCGAGUCUGUGUGAAUUGCAACCUCUAUUGCUGCAACAGUCAUAUUCUCCUGCAACAGAAAUGUUCAAAUGUCAGACACUCCACCCACUGUUAUUGUUCUCAUAUUUUAAAGUGUUUCAAGCACUGUCAAAGUGUGUGUUUUGAAUACCGUACUUGGCAAAACACAUAGAUGUGAUCCAGAACCUGUAGACAAGUAAAGCCAGUCACUGAAAAAAGUUUUCGAACUUGGCCCCAUCUUAGAAAACCAACCGACCGGGAAUAGGAUAGUGCAAUGUUCAAGAAGACGUUGGGCGUCAACUAGGCGGGGAGGCACCGCCCAGCGCCCAGGGCGAUUAAUCGUCGCCUAGGCGAGAUUAAAUGUGGAAAAAAAUUUGACCUAAAAAGCCCUUAAUCCACCAUACUCAUGCCUACAAAUCUCAAUCCAACAUACUAUUACCCCUUUUCCACAUAAAUCAGCAACAUAUCCUACUACCCUUUAUCAUUAAUCAAUUGUUCAUCAUUCAUCAACCCACCAAACGAGAGCGGUAAGGACGAGUGAGUCACUGUAACAAACCGGGAUAUGAAAAGGGGUUAGUUGUAAGUAGGAUAAGUAUGGGGACUACGAUGGAUAUUGUGUAAACAACUACAAAAGUUUCUCUACGGAACUGUAAGAAAGAAUAAGAAAUAACAGAACAUUUUCCCAACCUCUUCUGUCUCCUCUUCGUCUUCCACAUCUGCUCUCCUUCUGAAUUCCCUCCUUCCCUCUGAUUCUUCCUCUCUAGUCUUCUUCUUCUUCUUCUUCUUCUCAGAUUCUAUACUUCUUCUCUUCAAUUCAAACUUCACAGACUCAUACUUCGUCGGAAUCGAUCCUUUGCCAACUCAAUCGUCACAGUCACAAACCUUCUCCAACUAGAUGAUGGCGAUCGGCGACGACAGCUAUGGAGAUCGGCGACGAUAGUUAUGGAGGAAGACUUUGCGAUGGCGGCGAGGACGAGGCGCACCACGAUGGCGGCGAGGAAGAAGCGCAAUUAAUGCUUGCGACGAUGACCCUGUUGCGAUGUUGGAGACGGCAGCGGCGGUUUGCUGGAGAGGAGAGACGAUGGCGGCGGUUGGCUAGAGAGGAGGGAAAGCUACGACGGUUACUGUGCAGGAGGGAGAGUUGCUCGUCUGCUACCCGAUUGGAAAUGAAAGGGAUUAGGGUUUUUUGGGGCCAAACGCAGCAGCAUCUCCUCCCCCUUCUCUUGUUCAGGGGCGCCGCCCAACGGCAAGGAAUCGCGACUUCGAGCUACUAGUCGUCGUCUCGGCGUUUUUCAACGCGAUUCUGCGUUUUGCACGCUCAGCCACUUCGCCCAGGGCUAGACUCCACGAUUUCCCCUUGCCCAGCGCCUAAUCGCGCCUAGGCGCACGCUAGGCGCGUCUUCUUGAACACUGGGAUAGUGAGGAAAGGGAUGCAGAAAAUGAGUUCAGUUUUCUCCCUAGAACACAAGGAAAACAAAGGGUAGGAACACAACAGAAAAUGUGAUGACGUCAUCAAGACCAAGUCUGCUCAAGAGGAAGAAGGCCCAAUGGCUGGUGCAAAAGCUAAGCCUUUAAGAAAGUAAACUGGAAGUUAUUUGAGUGCACAAUUGCAGGAUAUGGACGUGGAGUUGCAUGGAGGAGAGCCCAUUACAUUACUACAAUUUGUGAAUCAAAUUCAAGAGAAGAUUCGUCUUAAGAUGAUUUUCCCAUGGUGUGAAUGGAACCAUAAGUGUGAACACAAGGGGGCAGAUUUGAACGCAUGGAUUAAGGGGGAUUUUGACUUUGUCUUUUCUUGCUUGUUAAGGUUUCUUUAUCUUUUUUAGAGUAGGAUUUUAUGAUCCUUUGUAGUUUGGUUUUUGGGUUCUUAAUCCUAUUUAAGGGGUCUAACCAUUAUAAUGGAUUCAUCCAAACCUUUGUAAACGUUUGCAUAAAUUCCCUUCGAGGAU
Messenger RNA from Linum trigynum, 2173 nucleotides. The record is from the annotation of a GenBank genome assembly. Lineage: Eukaryota; Viridiplantae; Streptophyta; Magnoliopsida; Malpighiales; Linaceae.